Molecule: messenger RNA, 4788 nt
Organism: Achroia grisella
Lineage: Eukaryota; Metazoa; Arthropoda; Insecta; Lepidoptera; Pyralidae
Product: potassium channel subfamily K member 9-like
Exons: 9
Coding region: 1065-2744 (559 amino acids)
Biological process (GO): potassium ion transmembrane transport; stabilization of membrane potential
Cellular component (GO): membrane
Molecular function (GO): potassium ion leak channel activity
Source: RefSeq, a predicted model, not a curated record
UCAAGGAAGUGCAGGAAAACUGCUCGCUAAAAAUAUUUUUUUUGUUAUUUUUAACAAAUGCAAUUAUGUAAAAUUGUCCUUUGUUCUUCUUCCAAAAUGGUAGUGAGAUAAAAUAAUCAGUUGUUCGUUAUGAACGAAGGAAGUGCAUGUGUGAUUGGGAGGACAGAAGAAAACUAGGUGGUGUGACAGAAAAGAAAAUACCGCAUAGGGCUUUCCAGUUAGAAAUUAUCUACCUUUCCAUUUAUACAUUAUUAUAUCUACCAUUAUGAGAUCAUAUGACCUAUUAAAGGUACAGGACAACAUUGUUUUUACAAUUUCUAUUACAAAUAAUUUGUCAUAACAUUUGACCCAGAUACGGUGCCGUGUGCGUUGACCUAUGGAUGUGAAUGCGGACUAAAGCACGAUGUUAUUUUUAGGAUACAGCUUUGCAGAUAAUUAAAUAUUUAUAGAUGCCGUUCGUGAUAAAAAAUAUAUAUAUAACAAAUUGUAGAAGCUCCCGUGAAUGUUUACUUCAUAAAAGAUGAAACAACAUGGUUAAUUACUGCAAAAAUGAGGAUGGAAAUUUUAGAAGAAAUAAAGGGAAACCUAAACAAAUAUUAACUAAACAUGAUUCCAUUUAGAAGAUUUUUUCCUUUGAAGGGAUCAAUUUAUUCCUAGUAUUAAUUUAAUGUUUAUCAAUAUUACAAUUUUCCCAUAAAGUGAUACAUAAUUUGAAAAUUUUGAAUAAUAGACCACACUGCCACUAGUGAUUUCACAACAGAAUCAAAGAACUUAAAAUUCUAAAUAGAAAAAUAAUAUUGAGAAAGCAUAUCAUCUUAUGUAGCAACCCAAAUAAAGAAAGCUUUGUGUUACUCUAUGGAAAAAGGGCACAAUUCCAUAAUUUAAAAAUGGAAUUAUUUUGAUUUUACCUCUAAAAAUUAUAAGAUGGUUACUUAGCAAAAGAAACCCAGAAAACAAAGACAAUAUGAUAUUUACUGACUGAAUCAAACAGUAAGUUAAAGGGUAUAAGGGUAAAAUUUGUACCUGGGCCUUAUGCCCUAAGGCCGGGGUAACACUCGGCAGUGAUGAAGAAGCAAAAUGUUCGCACUCUAUCGUUAAUUGUGUGCACAUUUACAUAUUUAUUGGUAGGGGCAGCUGUAUUUGAUGCAUUAGAAUCUACUACAGAGAGGCACAGAUUUGAAGUACUGCAAGCUAUAGAAGGAAUAAUAAUAAGAAAAUACAAUAUCACGGAAGAGGACUUCCGUGUGAUGGAGACAGUGGUGUUGAAAUCAGAGCCUCACAAGGCCGGCCAGCAGUGGAAGUUCACUGGAGCCUUCUACUAUGCCACUACUGUACUCACCACUAUUGGCUAUGGACACUCGACGCCAGCUACUAUCGGCGGGAAACUGUUCACAAUGUUCUACGCCAUUGUGGGGAUACCACUCGGCCUCAUCAUGUUCCAGAGUAUUGGUGAACGAGUCAACAGGCUUAGUAGUGUCAUAAUAAAGUCAAUAAAGCGAGCAAUGAACUGCAAACAAACAAACGCGACAGAAGUGGACCUGAUAUGCGUGGUGACUACUCUCUCAUCGCUGACGAUCGCCGGUGGUGCCGCCGCCUUCUCCACCUGCGAGGGCUGGAGCUAUUUCGAUAGUGUUUACUACUGUUUUAUCACGUUAACUACUAUUGGUUUUGGUGAUAUGGUGGCACUACAAAAAGACAACGCGCUGAAUCGAAAACCUUCAUACGUUAUGUUCGCUCUCAUCUUCAUACUGUUCGGAUUAGCGAUUGUUGCCGCCUGCCUCAACUUGCUGGUACUAAGGUUCGUUACCAUGAACACAGAAGACGAGAAGAGGGAUCAGCAACAGGCAGAACAGGCACAGCAAGUGGCCGUACGUCUGGAGGGGGAUGUGAUCACGGCGGACGGGGCCGUGUUGCGUGGUGUAUCACGCGGAACUCGACUGCCAGCAGACCCCCGGCACAUCGCUACUGGUGAUACAUCACUGGUGCCACUGUAUGUUGAUGAAGAGUAUGCGCCGAGUGUCUGCAGCUGUUCUUGCAACUGCUUCGGACCUAACAACGAAUUGGGCAGCAUACCACGGUUCAUAGAGAAGUCAUCGUCGAAGAACCGCUCGCAGUCUCUACGACUAAACUCAGCCUCCGGAUACUUAUAUAUGAAUGCGAAAACCAACGAGUUCCAACUAGACCCUGAGGACUUCAGAGAAAUGGUAUCCAAGAGGCGUGAACAGCUUCGCAGAGGUAUGAUGAUGUAUGAAAUGAGAUGCAACAACAAUGAACAGUACCUCAAUCCGUACCGGCACAGCAUCAGCAUGAAGAUGGAGACCAGCCCGCACAGUUCCUCUCUCUAUUCAAUGAAUAUCAGAUCGGAGAACCGAAGCAAUGACCCUCUAGUCGACGACUACGACUCCGAAAAGUCUAGCUACGCGAAGAAGAAACUAAUGAAGAACAUAGCCAGGAACACAAGCAACAUACGUAAAGAGAACUAUUUCUACGAUGAUGCUGUUCUGCAUUUCGAUGACGAGUACGCGUUCGACGGGUCUAUUUUAUUUGCUAAAAGAAGAAAAUCCAUAGAUAGAAACUGGGAGGAGUUCGCCUGCGAAAUGCCAAGGAAUCCUCACUACGGAGCUGAUCAAGUGUCCAACGAUGGCAGUUACGGGUACUACUUGCCUGAUGAUGAGGAGCAAGAGCAGUACUUUGUGAAUGAUACCCUAACGUUUAAUCUUCCACCGCACCGAGCGAGUAUAUAGUGAAAGUGCCAAGUGCAACUCGUGCCAAAGUGAAAACUCAGUGCCAAACUGUACGUUAGUGCUAGUUUCGAAACUCAACAUAAAUGGGCCAAUUAAUUAAAAAUAUGGUUAAAUAGACUUUUACAAUUUUUGCGGUAGUUUCGAAGUUUGAAGUUAUAGCUUUUACACAUAGGGGUGACUGAGGUCGCAUUUUUUAUUAAUGUUCUACGAAUACUGAGCUUGGCUUCCUUGUAGAUAUUGUAAUAUAGUGGUUUUAAUGGUUGCUUGCUACGCGUGAGUACGUACGUUGUGUUGUCGUAUACUUCGUUGCCUGUGGGAUUUUUAUUCAUACAAUAACUAUCCUCAACAGUAUUUUUUUAAACGGGUUUUAACACUAACAAUUUUAUGGUAAAUAAAGGUAUUUACCUCUAUCGAUGUUUUGACUAUGUUGCACUGGCCGUGGUCACGAGCUGUUCUGCUAUGUAUAUAAAAGACGGUUCAUUCGGUGGUCAUUUGGUCAUUUGGUGGACCGACUUAUAUCGUUCCAGUUACAUAAAAAAAUCUGUCAACACAACACCACCUAGUCCCAAGCUAAGUAGAACUUCUGUUAUGGGUACUAGAUAACUGAUAGAAAUACUUAUAUAAAAUAACAUGUAUUUACAUACAUACGAAACACCAGAUCCAUCAAAAACAUCUACUCAUGGAUACAAGUGUUUGUACUGUGCCGGGAAUCGAACCCGCGACCAUCGGACAUAAGGCAGUGUGCUAAACUACUAAACCAUGAAAUCCGUCAAUGUUAGUAUACGACAACAAUCAAUUGUAUUUAUUUGCAAUUUAACUACUGCGAUACAGAGACUAUUGAGAUUAGUUGGGGUUGAUGUGAUAUGAAGGCCCACAUGUUAUUACUUCAAUGAGGAACAUCAACUAGAUGUCACGGCAAUAAGAAUGACCAACUAUACAGAUACUCACUUAGAAAAAUUUUUUUCACUUGAAUUUAGUUUAAUCCUGUUUAAAAUUGUGCUUUAUUGCUUAUGUUUAAAGUUUAAAUUACUUCUAAAACGAAGGAAGUUCUAUGUUGGUUUUUUCUCUUAUAGAAUAUUAAAACACUCGGCUAGCCGUCACCGGUAGCGUCUGUUAGUCAUAAUAUAUAUAUUAAAGACGGUACUUAUGUUAGUUAAUCCUCAAAUAUCAGACUAAUCGUUUUUACUUAAACAUACUCUUACCGUUGUCUAUUUUCAAAAGCAAAACUGUUGUAUCAGUCUGGGGACAGCGGGACAGACAGCCUGAAUGCGGGACUGUCCCACACUCAUAUGGGUGAAUGGUUAUAUUAGUUUUCCGCCGUGAUCAUCUAGUUGAUUGUUGAUUGAAGAUUGAUAUUAAAAUUAUUUAGCAAUAUAGCUAUUCAUUAUUAUCGCUUUGAAUCGCGAAAUAACAAGUUGGUACUCACUUGUUUAAUAAUAACGCUUUGAAACGGCAUGUGUGAUUAUUCGAUUCCUAAUAUCGAUAGUUGGUUGUGUUACUUAGUCCCAUCCUUAUUCAUAUAACCUAUAAAUAAAUAUGAACUUUUCGUCUUUUGUCCUUUUCCUCAGAUUAAAAAAAUAGCUGGAAGGAAAAGGCGGCGAGUCUAUAAUUAGAAAAGAUUUUUGUAUAUAAGUUAAUAAAAUCAUUGUAAUUUAAAUUUGAAAUAAUUACAAGCAAACAAUCCGUCGGUAAAAAUAAAUAAGAUAUUUUGCAUACCAUAUAACAACAUAUCGAAUAAUGCUUAAUACAAUACUGGAUAAUACUCAAAACAUAAAAUGUUGGAAACGCCACUAAAAGUUUUAAUUAUAGAGUAUAAUUUCAAAAAUUUUUGAGUUGCAGUAUUAUAAUUAAGCGUACGACUUGUAAUUUUUUAACGCGACUAACUAUCGAAUUGUGGGUUUAAUGACGUAAUUAUAGUUUGCUUCUCCAACACUAAGAAACAAUAUGUAGGAUAAGAAAUAGAUGAAAUCCAAGUAUACUGUAUACAAUUGUCCAAAAUUAUUUCUAAUUAGACUAUGCUAAAUCAGACAUAUAUAUAUUUACA